Papaver somniferum (opium poppy) is the source of this 1224-nucleotide messenger RNA. RefSeq names its product protein LURP-one-related 8-like. The transcript is spliced from 2 exons. The record is from RefSeq and is a predicted model, not a curated record. Lineage: Eukaryota; Viridiplantae; Streptophyta; Magnoliopsida; Ranunculales; Papaveraceae. The coding region runs from base 185 to 844 and encodes 219 amino acids.
UCACCUUCUCUACAUUCUCUACUCUCCCUCUUCCAAACUAUAUACCGUAUGCCAAAGCCAACCUUUAUCAACUACCACUUGCUUGUAUAAAUAGGAGUACUUCCCGUAACAUAAGUUUCCAAGAUCAAAAUAUUUCUUCUACUUAAUCACAGAGUUUGCUCUUUCUUUCUCUAUACCUUGAUACAUGUUCCACCGGUUUCUAAUACAAAGAUCAAAAACCAUGACCAAGGUAUACCCAAAUGCAACAACAGAAAUCCCAAGAAUUCCGAAACAAAUUUCAGACAGGGAAGUGGAGGUGUUAACUGUAUGGAAAAAAUCACUUCUCUUCAACUGUAACGGUUUUACCGUUUUUGAUACAAAAGGAAAUCUUGUUUUUCGUGUGGAUAAUUAUCGAGCUGGGAAUAAAACGGAAAUCUUUUUAAUGGAUGCCUCAGGAAAAACUCUUCUUACUAUCCGUCGUAAGAAAUUGAGUUUAACAGAUAACUGGAUGGUAUUUGACGGAGAAACUUCAAUUAAUCCAAGAUUUUUGGUGAAAAAACCCGUGAAUUUCUUGACAACAAAGAACCUAGCUCGCGUGAUAUCCUGCCAAGGUAACAACAAGGAAUUGAUGUAUGAGAUUACCGGAUCGUAUGCACAACGGUCUGUGGCUGUGUAUGAUAAUAAAAAAAGACUUGUAGCUGAAAUUCAAAGGAAAGAAGCUAAAGCAGGUGUAACAUUUGGUGGUGAUGUAUUUAAGCUGAUGGUGCAACCUGAAAUUGAUCAAGCAGUCACUAUGGCUCUUGUUAUAUUAAUGGAACAGAUGUUUGGCUUGAAAAGAUCAAACAGUUUAGAUAGUUUACGUUGAUUAAUGAAGCGUUAGAGUUGUUGCUGGAACGCGGCUAAGUGGAUUAUCAAUGACCUCCUGGAUUGUCAAGUAAGGAGAAUGUCGCACAGCACAAGGUCAUUGAUUGGAAAAAUAUUUGAUGAAAACAGAUAGCAAUGAGAUUUGGAAGCCUAGAAUCACAAAUUACGUCAUGCCAGUAUGCUAAUUACGGACCCGGCGCCGGCGGCAAUCCAAAUAGUGAGAGCGUCAUCACUACUAACAUCUGCUAACAUGGAGAAAGGGUUUUUUUUAGCUGUAUGUUUGUAAAAAGAUGUUUUUGUUAUACUCCUUCCUUAACAUUUUGUUGGGUGCAAUAACCAAAAACAAAGAAAAAUCAAAUAAGCAAAAAGUUAUUGAUACUU